AUGAGCACACCGGAGGCCGGCGCCGCAUCGGCGGUCCCAUCCAAGCCUGCUGCAUCCCCGCAUAUCGUCGCCGACGCGCCUUUAAUCGACAAGCACCCCCGCUCCGCCGACGAUGACACGCCCCUCCCAGACGCCAAGCGUGUCAAGACCGAGGCAAUGGAUCUUGAACAAGCUGGCGGUGAUGGGGUGACUGCUUCUAUAGGAACACAGGUCCCAUCAGUGACUCCAGCCUUGGCGCGAGACAGCAUGACCACCGUGUCCGACCAACACCCACACGUUGACAUCGACCACGACCGCGACGGCGAGAGUGAAAUCGAUUCCACCCGCAGUGCACCCCCAGCAUCCUCUACACCCGCCAGUGCUACCGCCAGCGCAUCCGCCUCUGCUGCGGCUAGUCCGGACAAGAAGAGCGCAGAGGACAAGAAGGCGCUCGAGAGGCGUCUGCGUAAAGCCGCGCUUGACAAGCAGCGUCGCGAGCGCAAAAAGGCAGAGAAGAUCGCGGCCGCUGCUGCUGAGGCUGCUGCUGCUGCGUUGGCCGCCGAGUCGCCUGCAUCGGUGCCGGACAAGUCCGAGAAGAGUGAGAGCAAGGACAAGAAGCGGCCAAGAAGCAAGCUCGACGAGCUCAAGGCCGAGCGCGCGCGUUCCGCGUCUACUGGGCCCGGUACUCCCCGUUCUGGCGCGGCAGGAGACGACGACGACCAGUAUUGCGUGUGCAAGGGCGCCAACGAGGACGACGAGACAUACAUUGGCUGCGAGGUGUGCGACAACUGGUUCCACCCUUCCUGCAUGGGCAUCGCGGAGAACGACGUCGACCUGCUCGACGUGUACGUCUGUCCACCGUGCGAGGAGCGGACAGGCAAGAUCACCGUCUACAAGCGCGUGUGUAAGCGCGGCGGCUGUGAGCGUACAGCCAGGCCAGAGUCCAAGUUCUGCUCGUCACGGUGUGCGUUCCAACAUGCUCAAGGCGUUGCCGCGUCCAUCGACAAGGCUGGACAAGAGAACCUCACAAAUGCUCUGGCAGCUUACCCGUCCCCUACACCCAGCGUCGCCAUCGAGACCCACGCCGCCGGCAGCUCGCCGGCCGCACACCUCCCCGAGACUGGCGGGGCGGCAGCCCUCCUCGCCAGUCUGGAGGCUCAGGCCGAGGACGUUGCUCGUGCCGCCCAGGUUGUUGCCCAGCGCCAGGCCCUUCUUGCGCGUGCAGUUGAGAGAUGGGAGGCUCUCGCCCCAGCCCCUCUUCCCGAGGGAUCCGCCCCGGCCCCCAAGAAAAAGAGCAGCAAGAACAAGCGUCGCGACGGCGAGGCGGCUGCUGCCGCUGAGAGGCCGUGUGGAUUCGACCACCGGCUCCUCUGGGAUGACGGACCCGUGGCCGAGUGGGCCGCAGGCGGCGUCGAGGAGGCUGGAGAGGAAGAGACGUGUGCGGCAAGGAGGAGGUGUGAGCGGCACCAAGGCUGGCAGAGGACCAUCGGCGUCGCACUGGACGUCGAGUAUGCGCAGCUGGAGCGCCGAAAGGCCGAACUGGACGGCAUGGUGGACCGCGUGGAGCGUACGGAUGCGGCAGAAGCUGCAGGGCAGAGGAGCAGGGCAGCUGUGCACGCACGUUUAGGAUAG
Apiotrichum porosum is the source of this 1611-nucleotide messenger RNA. RefSeq lists its product as uncharacterized. The transcript has 3 exons. Gene Ontology annotation, biological process: positive regulation of DNA-templated transcription. Bases 1 to 1611 code for a protein of 536 amino acids. The record is from RefSeq and is a predicted model, not a curated record. Lineage: Eukaryota; Fungi; Basidiomycota; Tremellomycetes; Trichosporonales; Trichosporonaceae. Gene Ontology annotation, cellular component: Set1C/COMPASS complex.